Molecule: messenger RNA, 1437 nt
Organism: Vanessa atalanta (red admiral)
Lineage: Eukaryota; Metazoa; Arthropoda; Insecta; Lepidoptera; Nymphalidae
Product: tektin-2-like
Exons: 7
Coding region: 72-1349 (425 amino acids)
Biological process (GO): cilium movement involved in cell motility; cilium assembly
Cellular component (GO): microtubule cytoskeleton; nucleus
Source: RefSeq, a predicted model, not a curated record
CAAUUUGACAUCGCUACCAAUAGUACAGUUUAGACAUUAUCCAAAUAUUGGAAUAAUAAUAAAUUAUCAGGAUGCAGUCCGUAGUAACGUUCGAGAAGCCAUUACCGCAUUUAAGUCUGCCGGAUUGGGAUGCUCGACUGUACGGCUUGCAGGUUACUGCAGACACCAGACGAGCUGACGCCUUUGAUCUACGCCACAGUGCUCAUCAACUCCGCAAUGAAACUAGGAUUAAAACGCAAUGGGAUAGUUACCACAACAACAAUCGUCUUAGAGCAAGGGUUUACGAAAUAGAACAGUGGAAAUCAACUCUUCAAGAGCUGCUGGAACGCAUAGAUAGAGAAAUGAGUGCGUUAAAAGAGGAGAAGGCUUCAACCGAAAGGGAAUUAGAACAACUGAACAUGCCACUUCUAGUAUGCUCUGAAUGUCUGUCCAAUAGAGAUGGAAGAAGGAGCACGGAAUUAACUUAUGACUUAGCUGACACUGAGUUGAAAAAGGAAUUGUGUGUCACGGAGAGCAACAAAAAAAUGCUCAUCGAUCGAUGUCAGUCAGCUUGGGAAAAGAUUAAUAAAUUAGAAGUAGUCAAGUUCAAAUUACAACUUGAUCUAAAUGAUAAAAACGAAGCUUUACUAAUUGAUAAAGAUAUGCUCAGUUUGGAUAAGGACUGUGCCAACAUUACUUAUAAAACUGAUUCCCUCAAAACUCCGAAUCGAAUGAUAACGUACGAACAAUGGUUAAACAAAUGUGAAUCAACAAAGAAGAUGGCGAUAGAUGAACUUCAAGACACGCUGCGUCUCAGGGAGAUGUUGUUUGUGGCCCGUGGUCGAGCGAGGAACGCGUUACGUGCACAGACAGACGUUACUAAUUACAUGAUGCGAAGACGCAUAUACGACACGCAGAGGGCACGUAAUGAAUUACAAUGGCAGAAAAUGAAGAUGGAAGAGAACAUGGACAAACUUGCAAGCGAAUUGAAAACAAUUGGCGAACAGUUUGCGGAUAAAGUUAACGCAUUAAAGGUUGCCGAAACCCGAUUAGAGACUCGAGGGUACAGACCGGGUAUAGAACUUGCAUCCGAUGAAGCCGACGUAGGACUGAAAGAAGAAGUCCGAAACUUAAGGGAAACGAUACGCCAGCUACAAGAGAAACAAGAUUGUGCAAAGGCAACAUACAACGCCCUGGAGGCGGCGUCUAUCAAGAUAGCAAUAGAUCUCAAUGAUAAGGAACAAUCUCUUGAGACGGACACGCAGGCUCUUGAAAUGAGGGCGGCCUUGGAACCCAAACGACCACAAGGAACUGACAAGAAUCUGAUCCUGGCUAGUAUGAAGGACGAAGUUCCAGUCGAUGUUAAUUAAUUGAAGUUUUUUGACGUCUAAUGUUUAUUUGCUAUUGGUUCUUAUUUUUCAAUAUUUUUUGAAAUUAGUUUUUUUAUUACUAUUGUGU